GAUGCAGUUCAUAAAUGCAUAAAGAAAUACAGUGGAAACGCUUUAAAUACCAAUGUUAAUAAUGCAGCGCUAAAAUAGUUAAUGUUUUUAUAAAAAAUUUCAAAUUAAACUUAACCGUUUUAUGGUCACAAAAAUUAAAUAAAAUUCUGAUCGAUAAUAAAAAAAGCACCGAUGAAGGAAGAUGAGCUGUGAAAACAAUUUAUUCUUCAAACGAAAAGUGACUGAUGAACUAUUAUAUCGAAAAGGACCUUCACCUAUAAGCGACGAAGAACAGUUUAGUUAUUUGCAAACAGACAAAAUUGUUCCAUUAGGGCUAAGUGAAUCUUUUUUAACAAACGGGGAAAAAGAGGAAAAUGCCGGAAGUGAAGUCCUUAUUAUAUAUUUUGCAAAACUUGGUCAUUGUAGCGAUGAAAGUAUAACCUUGGAUUUAAAUUAUAUUAAAGUACUCAUUAAUAAUGGUGCAGAUGUAAACUAUUCCGACGAUUUUGGACAAACCGUAAUGCACGAAGCAGCCUUGAGGUGGCCUCUUGAAGUUGCGCAAUUUUUAUUUGAUCAUAAUGCAAACUUAAAUAAAACAGAUAACUAUGGUAGAACCCCUCUCCAUGUUGCAGCUUCUGUUAAUUACUCAGCAAUGGUAAAAUGGUUAGUUGAAAAUGGAGCUAAUAUUCAUGCCACAACAUUUAAUGAAAAUCAAACUCCACUUCAUUUUGCUUCAAAAUACAAUUCAGUUAAUUCAAUAGUUAGUUUACUUGAAUUGGGUGCUAAGGUUGAUGCUCAAGAUUAUAAAGAGAGAACACCUUUGUAUCUUGCUGCUGAGACAUGUUGUGAAGAAGCAUCACGUAUUCUUUUAGAACAUGGAGCACCAGCAGGAGUUUAUGAUGAUUCAGGAACGUCAUGUUUAUCACACUUGGUUGCAAAAAUGCCUAAUGUAGCUGUUGAGGCUUUAGAUCAAUUUCAGCAUGUCGAUAAGGCAAACAGAACAACUAAGUACUAUUUAAGUUACUUAGAGACCAAAAAAUGGAAAAAUAGUAGAAAACUGCUUAAAAAAAGUGUAAGAGUGGUUUUGGUCAGAGAACCUUUAGAGGACAUUGUAAAAAAUCAAGAUUCAUCAUUAAUUAUGCAUCCAGUUAUUCAACGGCUGAUUAAAAAAAAAACUCUUUUAUAUGGUCAGCAUAGUUUUAUUUUUGUACUUUUGAUCAACCUUUUGUUUACGACAAUUUGGACAGCACUGACUUUUACACUUCCGCAUUAUAAAUUUGAAAUUUCAACUGAUUUAAUAACUGUAGCUCCUGAAAUCUUACCCAAUAUCACCGUGUUGGCUGAUUUAACAUUUACUAAAUCAUAUGAUUCAACCAUAUCACUGGAUUCAACCAUAUCACUGGAUUCAACCAAUACAACUGCUUCAACCAUACAAAGCAUUUCACAAGUUGAAUUUUAUACUCCUUAUGAUAAACAGAGCUGGAGAUUUGUUUUAGAGUUCAUUGGAUUGCUACUAGCUAUCUACUUUUUUAUUCAGACAAAAGUUCAAUUUAAAAUGGCAACAGAAAGUUAUGCAGGUGUUAAGGCUUCUCGUUUGCAAGAGUUAAGUCGAGAUUUAAAUUUUUGCCAUCCUCGGUGGCCACAAGAACGAAAACUAAUUGAAGAAGAAAUUCGUAAUAUUAGCACAGAAACAAUGGGAUCGUUGUAUGAUGCAUGGAUUGUUUUUGAUAUGCUUUGUUACAUAGGACUUGCAUUUUUAUUGGUUACUAGAAUUAUUUUGAUUAGUUCUAAAGAAGUAGAUAAUACUUAUGAAACAACAUUACGAGCUCAUUAUUAUGCUUUUCCUGUUGUUCUUUUCAUAAUAUGGAUAAGAUUUAUGUCUUCUUUUAGACCUUUUUUUGCUAUUGGUCCAUUUAUUGCUAUGUUUGGAAGUGUUGCUGAAGAAACAGUGAAAUUUACAUUUUUAUUUAUGGAGUUUUUAAUACCUUAUGCAUGCACAGUAUGGAUUAUAUUUGGUGGACCUCGGUGGGAUGAUAAUAGUUAUGCUAAUUUUGAUGAUGUAAUGUUUCAACUUCUUCGAAUUACAAAUAGAGACAGUUUUUCAUACACAAAUCUCUAUACGCAUAAUGGAACAGUAAAUACAUCAGAAAAGGUGGUUGCCCAGAUAAUCUGUGGAUCGUUCUAUGCUUUUAUGUCUAUUACAUGCAUUAGUCUUUAUACUGGAAUUCUCUCACAGACUUUUACAAGAGUGUUUUCAAAUGCUGCAGCCACAGCUUACAUGUUGCAAGCAGAAGCCUUGAUUAUUGCAGAAAAAAAAUUAGGCAAAAAAAAAAAAAAAGAAGUUCAAAAUGCUAUAGCAAAUUACUGUUCUCCUGAGAUUGUAUUUGAACUUGAAGAUGAAGCUGAAGGCGCUUCCCAAGUAUUGGCUAUGCUUGAAAACAUUAGUAGGCAAUUAGAAUUUCUUCAAAAAGGUCAGGCUGAGUUGAAACAAAAAUCAGAUUAUAUAGAAGAGGAGGCAUCGUCAUUGCUUUGCGAAAAAGAUAAAAUUAUAGAUGAUUUAAGUGUUAGGAUCCAGGAUUUAAUGACAUCCUCCGAUACUUGACUUGAUAACAUCCUUCAGACUAAUCAAAAAAUUUUCUACUAUUUAAGUUGAUGAAAAAAAAUUUCGUACUUUAAUUAAUUUAGCUUUUUGCUUGUGGUUUAAUAACAAGUUCUACUUGUUCAUGGCUUAAUGAGAAGUUCUGAGGCUCAAUGAUAAGUUCUAGCUCAUGGCUUAAUGACUUUUUUAGUAAACUAAUCAUUAAACAGUCGUGAAUCGGCGACGAAUUUACUGCGUAAUUUGAUGGCUUAAAUUGAACAAAGAAGUUAUUGAGUUUUAUUAUAUAUAAUAUUUAUAAAUCAGUAUUCAAAAUGCAUUUUGAGCAAUACUAUUCCCAUUUCAGUGCUAUGUUACAAGACCAAUAGAUUUUCUUACAGUUUUUUUUAACAAUAGUAAAAAAAUAAUAAUUAUUAAUCUUAAUUUACAAAGCUAGUUGCGUCUAAACCUGAAGUACCUUAUAACGUAUACUUUAUAGAAAGUUUUUUAAACAUAAAUAUUAUGGAUAAGACUAAGACCGCGUGUGUACCAUUUUAAAGGUAUUAAAGUAUGUUUUUCUGCUUUCAAAAAAAAAAAAAAAUAAACUUUAUUUAAUUUUUUGAUCUAAAA
This is a messenger RNA of Hydra vulgaris (swiftwater hydra), 3184 nucleotides long. RefSeq lists its product as uncharacterized. Gene Ontology annotation, biological process: monoatomic ion transport; positive regulation of transcription by RNA polymerase II; transmembrane transport. Lineage: Eukaryota; Metazoa; Cnidaria; Hydrozoa; Anthoathecata; Hydridae. Gene Ontology annotation, molecular function: monoatomic ion channel activity; protein binding; transcription cis-regulatory region binding. The record is from RefSeq and is a predicted model, not a curated record. Gene Ontology annotation, cellular component: membrane; nucleus.